Messenger RNA from Ceraceosorus bombacis, 1178 nucleotides. Lineage: Eukaryota; Fungi; Basidiomycota; Exobasidiomycetes; Ceraceosorales; Ceraceosoraceae. The record is from the annotation of a GenBank genome assembly.
AUGGCUUCACUGAUGGUCAUGGCGCGCGUCGCUCGCCGUAUCACGACCGCUGCUUUAGCUUUUCAUCUUCUCAUUGCAGUCGCAGUCACCCUGCUCAGUGCCCCCCAAGUGUCAAGCGCUCCUAUCCCUAAGAUCAAUCCUGGGAGCGACAGGUCCAGCCCGCUUACCCGUCGCGGUGGUGACGCCCUCAUUUGUGGCCAGAACGUCCGCAGCCACGGUACCUUCACCACGAACAAAGCAGGGGCGGGAUUAUGGCUUUUCAAGAAUGAUGUUCUCCAGCAAAGUGGUAAAGGCCCCGUGUCUGGAACGACAGAGUUUGACGUGAGUCUGGCUGUGCAUACCCUGGGAAAAUAUUCCUGACACAGAUCUUCUCAUCGCUCAUCUGGUAGCACAAUGUGGAAAUUCAAGAAGUCGUAAAAUUUCUGCAGCCACACAUGGAUGAAUUUUGCAAGCGGCCAGCCUUUGCGAAACCCGAAACCGCUCCUGGUCGCAAAACAGUGCAGCCCAAAGAUCGUCCAACAGAGUGGAACGAUUUUUUCGGUGCUCUCAACGCACCGGAGAACAUGUUCCACGUGCCUAUCUACGUCAAUAAAGGCAAAGGCUCUUUGAUCGGCGGCGGCACCCUCUCGUCGGACAAGUUUUCCAAGACCGUGAGUCUGACUUCUACCUUGAGCAUCGCGGCUGCCGCCUAGAAAGACGUCGUUUUCGGAAAAAGCUCACUGAGCCAGUUUGCUUCGCAGGUCCUGUUGGGGAUUGAGCGAUAUCUACAAACGGGCGGCGGGACGGUACCGAGCGCGAUCACCAAGAUUUUCGACGCCAUAGACGCCAUCGCCCCUGGAACAUACAGCAAACAAGAGCUGGAGACCCUCGUCACAAGUGAUCGCGCGAGUGCUCAAGCCAAAGCUCGGCAGCUCGCCAAUGCCAUGGCACCGACGUCCCCAUCGCCAGCAGCAAAGGAUAGCACGUCACCGUCGCCCGGCCCUUCUACGACGUCUACCAACCCGACGAACCUGAAGCCCCCUGCUCCACUUGUCCCUGAUGCACCUGCCCCUGAUGCACCUCCGCCUGGUGCACCUGCCCCUGCUGCUCCGAAGCCAGGUGUGGAGGGACCCACUAAGCGGCCUCCUCCUGCUCCAGAGCCAGGUGUUCAGCGACCCAUUAAGCGGCCAAAGAUCUAA